AUGAAGUUGACAAAUCAGUCAGAGGUACCUGUUUAUACCAUCUCGGGCUCAAACACCGCCCGCCCCUUACCCGAAUGGCUCGCUCGGCGUCGCAAGCGCAGUCUGAAAGAUGAUCCUGAAUACGCAAAUCGCAUCGAGCUGCUCCAAGAUUUUGAAUUCGAGGAAGCCAGUCAGUGUAUUCAGGUCAGUGAAGAUUGGGAAUGGGUCAUGAGUACAGGCACAUACAAACCCCAAAUUCAUGUCCACCAACUGUCGCAGCUUUCUCUAUCCUGGGCCCGACACACCGUCGCGCUCAACACCAAAUUUAUUCUGCUUUCCUCUGAUUACUCUAAAUCUCUACACCUCCAAGGCGAUCGCUCGCUCGAGUUCCACACUCCCCAAGGCUGCCAUUACACCACCCGGCUCCCGCGUUACGGACGUGACAUCGUUUACGACCGGCAAUCAACAGAGGCGCUCAUCCCGUCAGUGGGUGUUAAUGAAAAUGGGUUGGGUGAGGUUUUCCGCAUGAACCUGGAGCUGGGAAGGUACAUGCGAUCGUUUGAGAUCGAAGUUGGAGGCGAUGACUUUACAUCCGCAGGCGGGGGUGCCUUACAAGGCGGAAUUAAUACUGGAUCGGUCAACACCGGUGCUAUUGCGGAGGAGAGUCACAACCUGCUCGCUUUCGGCACAUCGAUAGGGACAGUGGAGCUGUGGGACCCUCGAGCCAAAGGUCGAGCUGGAAUCCUCAUGCCGCCUACGCAAUCUGUAGGCGACGAGACACGCUCUGAGAUCACGGCACUUGAAUUCCACCGCAACGGAUUGACGCUCGGAACAGGCGCUUCCAACGGUCUGAUCCAUCUCUAUGAUCUUCGAUCACCCGUACCACUGCUCAAGAAGGAUCAGGGUUACGGUUUCCCCAUCCACACCCUCAAAUUCCUUUUGCCAUCUACGGAAACUCGUGAGGCUACCAUGGACCCCAAGAUUAUGUCUGCCGACAAGCGGAUUAUCAAGAUCUGGGACCCGCGAGAUGGUUCACCUUGGACUUCUGUGGAACCAGCCGUGGACAUCAACGAUGUGGCUUGGUGCAAAGACAGCGGAAUGCUUCUGACUGCCAACGAGGGCCGCCAGCAGCACUCAUUCUUCAUUCCCCAACUCGGCCCUGCGCCCAAGUGGUGCUCCUUCCUGGACAACCUGGUCGAAGAGAUGGCCGAAGAUCCCAACGACCCCAACGCCUUCACCAGUGCACAGGCUGGUUCCGUGUACGACAACUUCAAGUUCUUGACCGUUCCUCAGCUCCGUACACUUAACUUGGAGCACCUCAUUGGCCGGACCAACCUUCUCCGCCCUUACAUGCAUGGUUACUUCGUUGCUCAGCGUCUGUAUGAGGAGGCUCGCUUGAUCACGAAUCCGUUCAUUUGGGAAGAGGAGCGGGCCAAGCGCGUCAAGGAGAAAAUUGAUCAGGAGCGCGAGAGUCGUAUUCGUGGGAAGAAGAAGGCCGCCGUCAAGGUCAAUAAGAAGCUUGCCGAGAGACUUCUCGAAGCCGAGGAGAAGGCCGAACGCCGCAAGGCGAGGAAGGUUCUUGAGCGCGGUGGUGACGUUGAUAUGGUCGAUGCUCCCACCCCUGCUGCUGACAACGCCGAGAAUGCCGAAACUACAGAGAAGAAAAAGAAGGGUGUCUUGGGCGACAGCCGUUUCAACAAGCUAUUCGAGGAUGAGGACUUUGCUGUUGAUGAGAACUCGUUCGAGUUCAAGCUCAUCAACCCAAGCACGAUUCCCGACGCUCUUCCUAAGAAGGAACGCGGAUUGACUGCCGUGGAGCAGGAAGCUAUCGAUGAGGUCCCCAACUCCAGCGAUGAUGAGGACUCCGACUCCGAAGCCGAAACCCACAAACCCGUCAGAGAAAAGGCCUCGAACAAGAUUUCCACCGUGGAUUAUAAGCGUACCAAGCGCCCACCGCCCCGAAUGCAAGUCUCCUCCUCCACAAACACGACCUCCACGCGGGAUCGAUCCUUCGGUUCUCGUGCCCAGAACAUGAAGACCAAGCAAAGGCCAGUUCGCCAGAACGGUGUCACUGGUGAGCGCGAGGUCAGCUUCAUGCCGGCUUCCAAGUCCAAGAAGCAAAAGCCCGAAGUCCAGUACGACAAGACCGAGUUCAAGCGGAAGGAGCGUCGUAGCGCCUCGGGCAACACGUUCCGUAAGAUGUAA
This is a messenger RNA of Penicillium oxalicum, 2184 nucleotides long. RefSeq names its product WD repeat NOL10/ENP2 family protein. The transcript is spliced from 2 exons. Lineage: Eukaryota; Fungi; Ascomycota; Eurotiomycetes; Eurotiales; Aspergillaceae. The record is from RefSeq and is a predicted model, not a curated record. Gene Ontology annotation, molecular function: protein binding. Gene Ontology annotation, cellular component: nucleus; nucleolus; small-subunit processome. The coding region runs from base 1 to 2184 and encodes 727 amino acids. Gene Ontology annotation, biological process: maturation of SSU-rRNA from tricistronic rRNA transcript (SSU-rRNA, 5.8S rRNA, LSU-rRNA).